Melozone crissalis (California towhee) is the source of this 5533-nucleotide messenger RNA. It is a transcript of the gene SKIC3, whose product is annotated as SKI3 subunit of superkiller complex. Gene Ontology annotation, cellular component: Ski complex. The transcript is spliced from 41 exons. The record is from RefSeq and is a predicted model, not a curated record. Gene Ontology annotation, molecular function: protein binding. Bases 72 to 4760 code for a protein of 1562 amino acids. Lineage: Eukaryota; Metazoa; Chordata; Aves; Passeriformes; Passerellidae.
GUAGGAAGCAAAUUUAUCUCCAGGAGCUGCUGAGCGAUUCAAGUCCGACAGAUUUCUUUAUAGCAGCCACAAUGUCAAAUAAGGAGGUGAAGGCAGCAUUGAAGAGUGCUAGAGAUGCAAUAAGAAAUAAACAGUACAAGGAGGCCUUAAAACAUUGCAAGGCAGUCUUGAAGCAAGAAAAAAAUAACUACAAUGCUUGGGUAUUCAUUGGCCUGGCAGCUGCUGAGUUAGAGCAGCCUGAUCAGGCCAAAGGAGCAUACAAGAAGGCUAUUGAACUUGAACCAAACCAGUUACUGGCAUGGCAGGGAUUAGCAAAUUUGUAUGAGAAACCAAAUCAAACAGAUGUCAAAGGAGACUUAGCAGAUGUGUACCAAAAACUCUUGGAACUUCAUGAAAGUGGUGACAAGCAGAAAUGGUGUGAUAUAUGUAACAAGCUUGUGGAACUAUACCAUCAAGAAAAGAAAUAUUUAGAGGUGGCUGAAACUUGGCAGAAACUAAUAAGGAUGAAACAGGAGGAAGGUGCAGAAAAGGCAGAGCUUCAUCAGCUUUGGAAGAAGAUGAUCGAGUUACUGAAAGACAGUACAAGGAACCAGGAUAAUAAGACUGGGCAGUUGCUUUUGACUGCAUUUGAACAUGCGCUGCAUUCUGCUGACACUGUUCCUGGUGAAGACCACCAAAAUCUUUACAAAGACUUCAUACAGUGCUUGUCUAAAUUUCCUCAUGAAGUCACUAGGUUGGAAAAGGCUUGUGAUGAUAUGAUGGCUUUGUACCCUUCUAUGACUUACCCUUUGGAAGUACUUUGCUUGCACUUUGUUCAGUCAGGUACUUUGCCGGAAAAGGCCCUGCACUGUUUCUCUAAACUUUUGGAGAUGGAUGCAAGCAGUGGUCCAGGCAUCAUUGGUUUUGGUAUAAAAUGCCUCAAAGAAAAUAAAUACAAGGAGGCUGUUAAGAGUCUUACUGAAGGUUUGCAGAAGACUAAGCAGUGUCCAGCUGCAUGGUAUUAUCUAGCAGAGGCACAGAUGAAGAUCCAUGAACACAGGAAUGCUGUCCUGUCCUGCAAUCAAGCUCUUGAGGCUCUUGGAACUCCUGAGGGUCCUAAUCUUCAGUGGAAGAACCUUGUCUUUCAGUUGAAAGCAGAGACUUUGAUUAAAAUAGCUGAUGCUGAUGCUGCAGAAGAAGCCAUAAAAGCACUUGAGCAGAUUGUAGAUGGAACCAGUGAUCCAGUGAUUUCAGCUCUCAGGGGUCAGGCUUAUCUGAACAAAGGUUUAAUGGAUCAGGCUUCAAAGGUUUCACAAGAGCUUCUCUUGUCCCACCCUGAUCUGGCUGAGGCCCAUGCUCUAGAGGGUUUCAUCCAUUAUUCCCAAAAGAACUAUGAGCAGGCAGAAAAAAGUUUUCUACAUGCUAUUGAAAGAAAGGCUGGAAUUGCAGAGUAUCAUCAGUACCUGGGGCUCACAUACUGGUUCAUGAGUGAUGAGACAAGAAAAGACAAAGGAAAAGCACUCACUCAGUUCUUGAAGGCUGCAAAAUUGGACAGCUACUUGGGAAGUGCCUUUUGUUAUCUAGGUAACUACUACAGAGACAUUGCUGGAGACAAAAGCAGAGCUCGUGGUUGCUAUAAAAAGGCUUUUGAACUGGAUGAGACGGAUGAAGAAUCUGGAACAGCGGCUGUCAAUUUAAGUGUGGAACUUGGAGACAUGGACACUGCUUUGUCAAUCUUGAAUGAGGUAACUGAAAAAGCGAGACCUGGUACAGCAAAAUGGGCCUGGCUUCAUCGUGGACUUUACUACUUGAGAACUGGUCAGCCGUCACAAGCAGUGGCUGAUUUGCAGGCAGCUCUCAGGGCUGAUCCAAAGGAUUCCAACUGCUGGGAGUCUCUAGGGGAGGCUUACUUCAACAGAGGUAGCUACUCAACAGCUCUGAAAUCCUUCAGGAAAGCAAGUGAGCUGAACCCAGGGCUUGUGUACAGCAUUUACAGAGCUGCAGCACUUGAGCAGAUUCUAGGCAAAUACGAAAAUGCUAUAGCUACCUAUCAACAAAUACUAAAGAAGACAGAAAACUAUGUGCCUGCACUGAAAGGACUUGGUGAGUGUUAUCUCAUGCUGGCAAGAUCAGCCCUUGAUAACUAUUUCGAUAGGAAGGCUGUGGAUUACAUAGAACAGGCCCUUGCAUAUUUUACAAGGGCAGUAAAGCACCGUCCUGAUGUAUCUUGCCUCUGGAAACUGUUAGGAGAUACCUGUACUAGUGUACAUGUUAUUUCACCAGCCAAAGUGAAUGUUCAAGUACUAGGAUCCCUUCUGAGUAAAAAUGCAACCAAACAGGUGCUAACGAAAAAUGAGCUUCUCAUACUGGGAGGAAGGUGUUAUGGCAGAGCUUUAAAACUGAUGUCUUUGCCAAGCAUAUGGUGUGAUCUUGGAAUAAAUUAUUAUCGCCAAGCGGAGCACCUCACAGCAGUGGGCACUGACAUGAAUGAGAUCAGUGAACUGUUAGAGAAGUCUUUGCAGUGUCUCAAAAAAGCUGUGAGACUUGACAGCAAAAAUCAUCUUUAUUGGAAUGCACUUGGUGUAGUUGCUGCUUGUAGUGCUAUUGGGAAUUAUGCUCUUGCACAACAUUCGUUCAUCAAAUCUGUUCAAGCUGAGCAAAUUAAUGUUGUUGCUUGGACCAACUUGGGGGUUUUAUAUCUGGCAACUGGAAACAUUGAGCAAGCUCAUGAAGCCUUCAAGGUAGCCCAGUCUCUGGAACCUUCUUACCUCUUGUGUUGGAUUGGACAGGCUCUUAUUGCAGAGACUGUAGGCAGCUAUGAUACCAUGGAUCUCUUCAGGCACACAACUGAACUCAGUAUGCAUACUGAGGGAGCAAAAGGCUAUGCCCACUGGGUAUGUUCAACGCUGCAGGAUGAAGCCAACAGAAACACUGAACUGUAUCUGUAUAACAUUGUUCAAAUGAAUGCUAUACCAGCAGCCCAAGUGGUCUUGAGCAAAUAUACAGAAAGAAAUCCAGAUGAUGCUUCUGCUUUCACAAUGUUUGGGUUUUUGAAUGAGUAUCUGGAUCUAAAACAGCAGGCAGCCUAUGCCUAUGAGAGGGCAGCUUCACUGCUGAAAAACUCAGAGGAUACUGAGAAAUACAAUACAGCAAUGCAAAACUAUGGCAGGUCACUCUGUGCUCUUGGGCAGUGUGAUGAGGCUAUUGAAGUUUACACAUCAAUACCCCUAACAGAGUUUGAUGGCAUUGUGGGGCUAGCAUUAGCUUACUUCAAGAAAGGACUCUUAGAAGAAAGUAUCAAAGCCUAUGAAAAAGCGUUGUCUGUUGCUGAGUCUGAAAAAGAUAAAGCACAUAUCCUGACUGCCUUGGCAAUAAUAGAAUAUAAACUGAACAAAGUGGAUGCUGCAAAGACACUACUGUUUAAAUGCUCAUUAAAGGAACCUAGUACGGAAAGUCUGAAGGCUUUGUGCACAUUGGGAUUGGUAAAGCAGGAUGCAACACUUGCAACAGCAGCCCUAAAAGAAUUACUGAAGCAUGAAAAAGGGAAUGAUGGGAUUUAUGAGAGGUGUCUCAUUGCAUCUGCUGUUUAUGCAUUACAAGGUAGAAAUGUGGCAAUCCAGAGGGAAGUCUCCAAAGCAAUACACAGUUACCCUGAUAAUCCUGCCCUUUGGUCUCUUCUGUCUCGACUAGUUCCACUGUAUGCAUCAAAAAAGCCUAAAGGAGGAGCUGUGGCAGGAAGUGUUGCACAUACACUUGAUGUAAACUGUGGAAAGGAAGUCCUGCUGAAUAUCGCAGUUAAUCAGUUGGUAGCAGGAUGUCACAUGUUAGAAGAUAAGAAAAACAAUCCUCUGAAAAAUAUUCAGAAGGCCAUCCAUGUCUGUCCAGAUAAUCCUGUUGCUUGGGCAGUGCUAAUGGCAGCCUGUCAUGCUGAAAACACUGUUGUCUGUCUAAACAACACUGAACCGAAACGAACAGGCCUAGAGAUGACACUUGUGUCUACAGUUUCAGCCAAAACUGGAGAAAGUAAUCUUCCACAUAAUUAUGUCCGUACUCUUGAAGACUGGUGUCUGUGUCAAGCUAUUACCAGUCUAGGGGAGACUGGUAAACUGUCAGAAGCUGAAGCUCUUUGUAACAAGGGUUUAAAAAGCUGCCCUGAGCACCCAGCUCUGUUUUUGCUUUUGAGACAAAUUCAGUGUAAGCAGCUGUUGCAGUCUCACAAAGAACUUCCAGACAACAUCCUGGAGGAACUUCGCAAGACAGUCAUGUCCAGUUCAUCCUCAGCUGCAGCCUGGCAAUGGCUGGCGAAAAUAUAUCAGUCUCAGAGAAUGAUGACUGGAGCAGAGAUGUGUUACAGAAAGAGUCUGCAGUUGGCAUCACAGCAGGGCAGCUGGAACGGGAAGUUAUCCAGUCUGCUCAGGCUAGCUAUGCUCGCACUGGAAAUCUGCAUGGGUAAUGUCUCAAAUGAACACUGGCCAUCCUUGGUUCAGGAGGCAACGACUGAAGCUUUGAAACUUUCACCUUCCCCUUUGGCAGCUCUGCUUCAAGCCCUGCUACAAUAUAAUCGCAAAAUGGGAGCAAGGGAAACUCGGCGAAUGUUGGAGAGAAUUGUUUACCAACCAGCCAAUCCAGAAACCAUAGUGUCAGUGGCACGCUGGUACCUCCUGCAACAUCUGUAUGCCAAAGAUGAUUGUGAAUUAAUAGAUGUGCUUAUAGAAAAUGCCAAAGCUAAUGGAGAUGUUAGAGCUCUGGAAUUAAAUGAGAAAUUAUCAUCAAGUGCCUAGAAUGGACUAUCUGAAGCAAAACACUCUUAUGUUCAUCCAGUUGAAUUAGUUCACCUUCCACAAGUGUAUAGAGUUUGGGCUGUUUUGUUUAUUGUGUCUGAUUUAUUUUUUUCUGCUUCAUCAACUGCAGCCUUGUCUUUAGUUUUGCUUUUUCUUGAACAAAAGUAGGUUAUUUUCAUGUUGAGUUACACACAUAAAAUCACAUUUAUUUGGAAAAGAAAAUCCUGAAAUUUGCUUUUGUUUGCUUCCCCCACUUAAACUUUGUUGCUAUUCACAAUAGAGUAUUUCCCCCCUAACUUAUGUAGCAAACAGAAUUCCCCUUUAUCUACUCAUGCAUCUGUGUCAGGUCUGAGGGUUCUUGGGCUCUGAUAACUCCUGGACAGCAGCUGGGGCCCCCUUCUGGGAGUGCUGGGUCACCAAAACUGAUGCCUUGUGAAGGCUGACCUAGAACAGGGACUAGAUGGAGUUAAAGAAUAAAGUAGGUAUUUAUUGGAAGGCCUCAAUGGAUACACCUUGGGCAGUACAAGAGCCCAGCCUGGGCUACACCCCAGAUGAACCCAAAACGGUCACAAAAUGGAUGACUGAUCACGAGGUCUCUCACUUUUAUAAGUUCUGGUCCAUUACCAUAUUGGAGUUAAUUGUCCAUUUACAGCUUUAGAUCAUGAAGCCCCAUCCUUCUUGUUUUUCUCUCCUCGGGCCACAUUUAUGCUCUUGGCCCUGAGAUUUGGGUGGUUGUCCUUGGUCCCAGGCUAGGAAAGGAAAGGAAUUGUUUU